Molecule: messenger RNA, 547 nt
Organism: Tuber aestivum (summer truffle)
Lineage: Eukaryota; Fungi; Ascomycota; Pezizomycetes; Pezizales; Tuberaceae
Source: the annotation of a GenBank genome assembly
AUGGCGUCCAGCGACGACUACAAAUUCCUACUAAGCUGUUUGAUGAAUCAUGCUGGGAAGGUAAGCCUAUUCUGCCCUCCUCCUCCUCCUCCUCCUCCUCCUCCUCCUCUUCUCCCCCCUCCCUCCACCUCUCUACAUUCUACAAAUCUACAAUCAUAGUACUGACCACGACUACCACAUCUCUUCGGCAUUUCUACAGAUCGAUUUCGAAGCCGUGGCUAGAGAAACCGGGUAUACAAAUCCGCGCUCCGCAUCGAAUAGGCUAGCUUCUAUAAAGAAGAACCAUGCUGCCGCAAUGGCUGCUGCCGCCGCCUCUGGCACGAGUUCUUUAACGGCAUCUGGUUCCAAGGAGCAACCGCUGGCAGCGCCCGCCGCCCCCCCACCACAAGCGCAAAGUGCAGGCGCAAAGCGACGGGUGGGCAAGAAAGCGAAGGCAGUAAAGAGAGGGCGCGAGGAAGGAGAGGGGGGGGGUGCGCAUGGUGCGGACCCAGAGGAUAAGGCUUCCAAGAGGAGGAAGGGAACGGCAAGUGGGGAUGAGGGUACCUAG